AUGAAGUUCAACACCAUCCUGGGCCUGUUGGUCGCUGCCAGCCAGUACUGGCCGUCCAUCGCAUUGCCUCAGUUUCCCGAUAAUCCCGUCUGUGCUGCCGGCAUCACGUCUGUCGAAGUACAGCCGGUGCAGUUCAUCGUCAGACAGCCCAUCUACAUCAGCGCCUACUUACCAGUCAACACUGUCCUGGUACUCGAUGAUGGGCUAACCCUCACCAUCACUAAUGCUCCAUUGACCUUGGUCACCGAAAUUGACAAGUUAGGAACACUUACGUCCCAAGUUACUAGAAUCAUUGACCAGGUCUCGUCAAUUCCAAACGCCUAUGUCACCAUCACAAGAGGUGGCCAGGCCGGAUCUGAGGCAAGCACAAUCACAAUCUUCCCCUCUGGUCCUGAUGGCGUCGGAACCUACUUGGUCUUCACCCCUUUUGCCAACAUUGCGGCCACCACCGGCAGUAGUGUUCCAGAGACAGCAACUGUCCUGGGCACUCCCAUCGACCCGAGUGGUUUUGUCACGCAGUCCGCGCCAGGAGCGAGCAGCGUUAUCAACCCCGGACCCAGCCCUGCAUCAGUUCCGGUCACAAUCGCUCCCACAGCAUCUGGAGGUGCUGCGGCUUUGCCUCAGAUCUUUGCUACCGUCAACGUUGGUGGUGCCACGGGCGUGCCCAGGAACUUCACCGUCGUGGACUCGGCUGGAUCUGCGGGUACGGUCUUUGCGCAGACUUUUGACAGCUUCUCCAUCACUGUUACUGGUCCUCAGAACGUCAUUACGGUUUUCGGUAACGCCGGUGUUACACCCGCUGCCAUCACAUUGCCCGGUAACAGGGGUGUGACGCAGACCGGGGCCGAUGCUGUGCUUCAGAUUAUCCAGACUCCGGGAGGCGAGGCCGAUUUCCUUGCUAGGCUCACAACCGUGAGCAUCCAGGGCCAAAACGGCCAGACCGGAACCUUCACGCUUAUCCCGACGGCUGGCAGUGUUGGCGCGGUAAUCGUACAGACUGCGGCACCAGCUCUUGGUGCCAUCUUCCAGACCAUUAGCGUUGCCGGAGCCACGCCAACUACACUUUCCAUCCCGGCACCCGAAGGACAGACCGGAACUGUUAUUGUACAGACCACGGAUGGCUUCACAGGCCCCGCUGCUGGUCCGUUUACGACCGUUACCGUUGGCGGCGGCCAGGGUGAUGCUCCCGCGACUGUGACUAUUCCCCCGGCCGCUGGUGCGACGGACGGCGUCUUCACCGUUCUCGUUCAAAGCCUGGAUCCUACGGCCUUCAACGGACCUUUCCGAACUAUCACGGCCGGCGGUAACACGGGAGGAUCACCAGUCACCAUCACUGUUCCUCCCUCAGGCACCGGUCAGACCGGCACUGUUGUUGUUGUCCAGCCUGCCAUCACCUCCUUCACCGGCCCUUUUACGACCAUUACGACUGAUGGCAAUACUGGAUCUCUUCCAGUCUCGCUCACCAUCGUUCCCGCCGGUAACCCGACUCUGGGUACCAUUAUUGUGCAGACUCCCUCAAUUACUGCUCGGCCUGCUCUCUUCAGAACCUUGGCCGCGCUCCCGAUUGCCGGUCUCGGUGCCACAAUCACCUUGCCUUUGUUAGGAAACUCUGCUUCUGCCCCCGGAACUAUUGUAGUCGCCGUGGGACUGGGCGGAGAUGAUCCGGCCACGACUGCACCAGCCGCUUUGGCUGCCAACCUAGUCACUAUCCGAGGUGACUACAAUGGCACAGAUCCGUUGACUUUGACCCUCCCUUCUCAGGGCGACAACCCGGUUGCCACCAUCGUCGAGCAAUUGCCCAUCGGCUUCAGUGCGGGAGUCACCAUUGGAAACCCCGCCGCAACUACGGCUGUGCCUCCUAUCACGAACGCUGCUACGCAAGCUACCGCCCCUAGUGUAUCCGCUGCAAACCCGGCGGCUUCGAACGCAGCUGUUCUCCCGAAUAUCCUCACUAGCGGCUACUCCGGAUCUGUGCCGACCACGGUCACAUUGCCUCCUCUGGGAACCCAAACGGCCUCUCAAGUCUUGGUCCUUACGCCAUUGACCAACGCUGCCGGUUCUGCUGCGCCUGACCCUGCGGGCUCUGCUGCGACUGUGGCUCCUAAUGUGAUCAACACCAUCACCACUGGAUUUGGCGGUUCUCAACCUACCACCGUUACCGUCCUCCCACAGGGCCUUGAAUCUACUGCUCCCGUCGCCUUGGUGUUGACUCCGGACCCAGCUGCUGCGACUGCCGCGGCGUCCCAAGGGGCUCUGCCUGGUUCCUUCACCACCCUCACCGGACCAGCUGUUGGGUCAACUCCCACCACGCUGACUAUCCCUCCUGUGGGAACCAACACUGUCGGCACGGCUGUGGUUCUGGGCGAUCCCUUGGCCACUGCUACUGCUCAGCCAGGCCAGACGCAGACACAGGAUCCUGGUGCCAACGGAGUCCCAUCCAGUCUUGCACCUGGAGCUCUAGGUGCCUUCACCACCAUCCAGAGCGGCUUCAACGGCCUUCAGCCCUCGACCUUUACCGUUCCUCCUGCUGUCAGCGGCGCUCCAGGAACGGUUGUCGUCCUUACUCCUACUAACCCAGCUGCUCCCCAACUGACCCUCCCUUCCGGAGUGCCAUUCGUUACGGUAACUACUGCUGGUGAUGUCCCCGCUGUGCUAACAAACGUUUUGCUUCCCACAGGAACAAACACUCUAGGAACUGUUCUCGUCCAGACCCCUGCCACUCCAGCUGCUUCUCAGCUGAACCUCCCCUCUGGUGUGCCCUUCGUGACGGUCACAACACCAGCCGACGUUCCCGCCGUGGAGACAAACGUGCUGUUGCCAUCGGGAACAAACACUGUUGGCACCGUUCUCGUCCAGGUGCCUUCGUCCUUGUUCACAGCCCUGCCCACCGGUGUUGCUACCACUCCAGGCGCAGUCAACUCUGGCUUGGUGCUUCCUGGACUCACCAUCCCACCCAUUUCCAUCGACCUGCCCACCAUCAUUCUGUCUAUCCCCAGUCUUAGCCUGGGUUCCUUCAUCACCUUGACCCAGGGCGGACCGGUAGCAACAACUGCCAUUCUCCCUCCCUCCGGCACCAACUCGGUGGGCCUCGUGAUUAUCCAGACACCGACUGUCGCCGCGACUGCCGCUCCAGGCGCUGGUGUCUUCACGACUCUCUUCCAGGGCUUCUCCGGAUCCGUUCCUCAGACUACCACCCUGCCGCCGACGGGAACCAACACCCUCGGCGUCGUCUUGAUCCAGACGCCCACGGUUUCUGUGGAGGUCAACAUUCUUCAGACCACCACGAUUGGCUUCACCGGAUCACUCCCCACUACCGUUACCGUGCAGCCGUCUUCCGGUGGCUCUGGUCUCGUGGUCGUUCAGACCCCGUUCACAAAUCCCUCGGUCUCUGCCACCAACGUGGCGGCCAAUAGCUUCAUCACUACUACCCAGGGAUUCACUGGCAUUGCGCCGACUACGAUUACUUAUUUCCCUGGUGGAACUGACACGGUUGGUACCGUGGUCGUUCAGACACCCAUCUUCUCUGGAGGUGCUGUAACUGUGCCAUCCAUCUCGUUGGGUCUGCCGAACAUUCAGAUUACAAUUUCCAUCGGCGGACCUGUUGCGGCGACAUCUACUGUCUUGCCCUCCGGCACCAACACUAUCGGAACCGUGAUUGUUCAGACCCCCACUGCUCCCGGAGCCGGAGGCGCAACGACUCCCAUCGUUGACCCGGCUGUCACCGCGCCCGGCUUUGUCUCUGUCACCACUGGCUACACUGGAUCCACGCCAACUACCUUUACUCUGCCGCCAACCGGCACCCAGCCCGGAGUUGUCGUCGUCCAGACUCCUACCUCUGGCGUUGCUGUUGCUCCCAACAGCUUCAUCACGGCUGUCACUGGAUUCACCGGCACUGAGCCGACAACGGUGACGAUUCUUCCUACGGGAACCAACUCUGUUGGCAUCGUUCUCAUCCAGACUCCCACAAGAAUCAGCACGACUGUUUUGAUCAGCAUCAGCGGUGACCCUCCACCACCUACUGUGCCCAGCGGCUUCAUCCUGACCACAACUGUUGGCACCGGCACUCUGCCCACCACAGUCACUUUCCCUCCCUCGGGCACCAACCCUGGAAGUGUGGUUGUCCAGACUCCAUCUAUUGGAACCGCGGCGCCCGGCGUCACGAACGCUUUGCCCAACGUCAUCAUCACGAGCGGGUUUGCUGGCUCUGCCACAUCUACUCUUACGCUGACUCCCUCUUCCGCCGGCGACCCGACGACUUUGAUCGUCUUGACGCCUACUUCUGCUGCUGCUCCUUCGGUCACCGUUGCUCCAGCAUCGUUUGUUACUCUGACCAGUGGAUUCUUCGGCACUGCACCGGCGACUACAACCUUGGCACCUGUGAACGCUGGAGAUCCAGGAACUGUCAUUAUCCAGACACCUCUUCCCACGUCUGGCCUUUCGUUCCUCACUACUACUGUUGGCUACACGGGAGCUGUACCGACUACCGCCACAGUAUUCCCAUCUGGAACUGAGACCGUUGGAGCCAUCAUUAUCCAGACUCCUUUCUCUCCUUCUUCACCCGCGGUUACGAAUGUUGCCCCUACACCUACGGCUCCUGGCUUCUCGUUCAUCACGGUUCAGACUGGAUAUUCUGGCACCGGAACUCAGAUUACCACUAUCCUGCCUGCUGCCAGCGGCAGCGUUGGUCUCGUUCUUAUCCAGACUCCCACUAUUGGACAGGAUCCUGCGACUUCAAGUCCUGCGAUCAACAUUCCAACCACAGGGCCAGCUGCAACUCCGACUGUGGCACCCGCGUCGCUCGUGACUCUCAUCAGCACCUACACCGGAUCCGUGCCGUUGACCUCGACUAUCCUUCCUACCGGAACCAACUCCCAGGGAACUUUCGUCAUCCUUGUCCCGAGCUCUACCAUCGACCCUGGUACCCUCAGUGCUGGUGCUCCAGCUAUUACGUCCUCACCCGGUGCGGUGUUUGCCACUCUUACUUCCACCUACGGAGGCUCGGUCACCUCAUUCCAGACUGUGCUCCCAUCGGGAACUGGCUCGACUGGCACCCUCGUUAUUCUCGUUCCGAGCAACGUGCUGGCUUCUCCCACAGCCACACCCGCCAUUCCUCUUACUACUGUCACGUCGACGUAUGGUGGCUCUGUUAUCUCAACGGCCAUUGCUUCACCUGCAAACCCUGGAGACCCUGGCACUCUUAUUGUCUUGGUUCCAAGCAACAUUGCGAGCUCGACUGGUGGCGCUGCUCCUGGUGUUGGCAACAAUGUACUCACAACAUUCCUGUCCACCUACACCGGCUCAGUUCCUCUGACUACUACUGUCGCCCCGAUCAACUCCAAUGACCCCGGAACGGUCAUAGUUCUCGUCCCAAGUGCAACGAGCGGAGCAGGCGCAGCAACGCCCACUGCUGGCGGUGUUAUUACCAGCUUCUACAGUGGCUUGGUGCCUUCGACAUCCGUGUUGCCUCCAGGUCCCUCUGGCGAGCCUGGUGGCACCGUCAUCUUCCUUCCUAGCAGCACCGGUCUGUCAACCGCCGCUACAACGGCUCUGGCUGCCGGUCUCUACACUAGCACGUACGGAGGUUCAGUCACUCUUACUUCUACGCUCCCCGUCGGACCGUCUGGAGAGCCUGGUGCCACAGUCAUCUUCGUUCCCAGCAACACUGCUGCGCCCACUCCCGCGACCACCGCAUUGGCUGGAGUUCUCACCAGCUUCUACAGCGGACUGGUGCCAUCAACUUCGGUUCUACCUGCGGGUCCUUCUGGCGAGCCGGGUGCGACUAUCAUCUUCCUCCCUAGUAACACAGUCACUCCACCUGCUACAGUGCCGACUGCCGGUGGCCUGUUCACCAGCUUCUAUGGUGGUUCUGUCACUCUCACAUCCACGCUGCCCACUGGGCCCUUCGGCGAGCCGGGUGCGACUAUCAUUCUCAUCCCGACUCCCACUGCCACGCUCAGCCCGGCGCUACCGAAUGUCUUGACUAGCACGUAUGGGGGCUCUGUUACGUUGACCUCUGUCUUGCCUACCGGCACCAACGGAGACCCCGGUCAGACAAUCAUCUUCGUCCCGAGCAACACCGGCGCUCCUGGAGCCACCGGUACACCCUCUUUGCCCAAUGUCUUGACCAGCACAUACGGUGGUUCAGUUACCCUGACCUCAAUCCUACCAACUGGGCCAUCGGGUGAGCCAGCACAGACAAUCAUCUUCGUGCCGAGUAGCUCUGCUGCUCCGGGUUUGCCCAACAUCCAGACUAGCAUAUAUGCAGGCUCAGUCACCUUUACGUCGGUCGUUACUGAUGGUGGUGGUAUCAACGUGCCCCCGCAGACUAUUGUCUUCGUCCCGGGCGUGACCAUUGUUCCCAGCAACACUGAUCCUGCAGGACUUCCCAACAUCUUGACAAGUACCUAUGGAGGCUCGGUGACUCUGACUUCGGUCCUCCCUGUUGGUCCAUCUGGAGACCCAGCUACCGUUAUCUUCGUGCCAAGCGCGACUGGUACUCCCAGCAACACUGGUGCUGCAGGUCUUCCCAAUGUUUUGACUAGUGUUUAUGAUGGUUCAGUUACUCUGACUUCCGUCAUCUCUACUGGCUCUGCUGGAGACCCUGCGCAGACGAUCAUUUUCAUUCCAAGUGCCCCUGGCGUCACCAGCAACACUGGUGCCGCUGGUCUCCCCAACAUCCUGACAAGCACUUAUGGAGGUUCGGUGACUUUGACUUCAGUACUACCGGUUGGCCCAUCUGGAGAUCCUGCCACGGUCAUCUUUGUACCGGGAACUCCUGGUGUCACCAGCAACUCUGGUGCGGCUGGUCUACCUAAUGUUUUGACCAGCACUUACGGAGGCUCCGUUACUUUAACUUCAGUUUUGCCAGUUGGUCCGUCCGGAGACCCUGCUACAGUCAUCUUCGUACCUGGUGCUCCCAGCGCCACUCCAACCAUCACUGCUGCUCCUACGCUGCCCAACGUCUUGACCCAGACCUACGGCGGCUCCGUGACGUUGACCACUGUUGUCCCCACAGGAUCUGCGGGCGACCCUGGUGUGACUGUCAUCUUCGUUCCCUCUGCUUCAGGCGCCUCGUCUGUUGACCCUACUCAGGCUCUCGGCAAUGUGUUGACAAGCACCUACGACGGAUCGGUCACGCUCACGACUACUUUGCCGGUUGGCCCAUCUGGUGACCCAGCGACUGUGGUCUUGGUACCAAGCAACACCUUGGUACCAACAAGCACCGCAGCGGCAGGCCUUCCGAACAUCCUGACGCAGACCUAUGGUGGAUCUGUGACUUUGACAUCUGUUCUUCCCACGGGUCCUUCAGGAGAGCCUGGCGCAACGGUCAUCUUUGUUCCUGGCUUGCCAACUACAGCACCAACUGUUCCAUCUGUUGGCGGCGUUUUGACGAGCACUUACGGCGGUUCUGUCACUUUGACGACUACUUUGCCCAUCGGACCGUCUGGCGACCCAGCGACCGUCAUCUUGGUGCCGACCAGCACCGGAGCCGUUGGCCUUCCUAAUAUCCUUACUCAGACAUACGAUGGUUCGGUGACCUUGACGACUGUGCUGCCUACGGGCCCAUCAGGUGAGCCUGGAGCUACAGUCAUUUUCGUUCCUGGCCUCCCGACCACUGCUCCGUCCGUUCCAUCUGUCGGAGGUGUUUUGACCAGCACGUACGAUGGAUCGGUAACGCUCACGACCACUUUGCCUAUCGGCCCAUCUGGCGAUCCAGCAACCGUUGUAUUGGUGCCAAGCAGCACUGGAGCAGCCGGUCUACCCAACAUUCUGACCCAGACAUACGGUGGAUCGGUGACAUUGACAACUGUCCUCCCUACGGGUCCUUCGGGAGAGCCUGGUGCAACUGUUAUCUUUGUGCCAAGUUCCCCGAUUGCUACACCAACUGUUGCCCCUGGAGGCAUCUUGACCAGUACUUAUGCCGGAUCGGUCACCCUUACGACCACCUUGCCCAUCGGUCCAUCUGGUGAUCCUGCUACUGUCAUUCUGGUACCGGGUAGCACAGCAGCUGCAGGUCUUCCCAAUAUCCUUACCCAGACGUACGGAGGCUCGGUUACCCUCACCACUGUUCUGCCUACUGGCCCGUCCGGCGAGCCCGGUGCGACGGUCAUCUUCGUACCAAGCUCUCCUAUUGCCACACCUACCAUUGCCCCUGGCGGAGUGUUGACCAGUGUCUACGAUGGCUCAGUCACGCUGACAUCGACUUUGCCCGUCGGUCCAUCUGGGGAGCCUGGAGCUACUAUCAUCCUCAUCCCUACCAAUACUGGGGUUCCAUCAUUGCCCAAUGUCUUCACUUCGACGUACGACGGCUCGAUUACGCUCACCACUACCCUCCCAGUCGGACCUUCUGGAGACCCGGCGACCGUUAUCCUGGUGCCGAGCCAGACUGCCGCUCCCGCUGCCCCAAGCAAUCUCUUCACCAGCACGUACGAUGGAUCUGUCACCUUGACCACGACCUUGCCCAUUGGCACUGUUGUUCUGGUCCCCAGUCAAACUGCGGCUCCUGGCCUCCCCAACAUCCUCACUUCUACGUACGGAGGUUCGGUCACUUUGACCACCACAUUGCCUGUUGGUCCCUCAGGAGACGUUGCCACGGUCAUUCUCGUGCCCAGCCAGACUGGCGCUCCUGGUCUUCCCAAUGUCUUGACAUCGACAUACGGUGGCUCGGUAACCCUCACUACCACCUUGCCCGUUGGGCCUUCUGGAGAUGUCGCGACUGUCAUCUUGGUUCCAAGUGCGACACCUGCUCCUGGCUUGCCAAAUGUCCUCACUUCUACGUAUGGAGGAUCAAUCACUCUCACAACCGUCUUGCCGGUUGGUCCUUCUGGCGACCCCGAGACGGUGAUUUUGGUACCCAGCCUGACCGGCGCUGGUGGCCUACCCAAUAUCUUGACUAGCACCUAUGGUGGCUCAGUCACGUUGACCACCACGCUUCCAGUCGGACCUUCAGGCGAUAUCGCAACAGUCAUCCUGGUACCCAGCACGACACUUGCUCCUGGCUUGCCUAAUAUUCUGACGAGCACUUACGGCGGAUCGAUCACGUUGACCACUGCCUUGCCUGUUGGCCCGUCUGGAGAUCCCGUCACGGUGAUCCUUGUACCGAGCCAAACUGCGGCGCCUGGUCUGCCCAAUGUGUUGACCAGCACCUAUGGCGGUUCAGUCACUUUAACUACCACGCUACCCGUUGGUCCCUCUGGCGAUAUCGCGACUGUGAUUUUGGUACCCAGCUCAACUGCCGCCCCUGGUCUACCGAACAUCUUGACCAGCACCUACGGAGGUUCCGUAACCUUGACUACAACUCUCCCAGUUGGACCAUCCGGCGACAUCGCGACCGUGAUCCUCGUCCCCGGUGGUCCCACUUCCACGGCUGCCCCUGGUUUGCCCAACGUUCUUACCAGUACGUACGACGGCUCGGUGACUCUCACGACAACUCUGCCAAUUGGCCCCUCCGGGGAUCCUGCCACAGUCAUAUUGGUGCCCAGUUCUGGCUCGAAUGGUGCUGGCCUUCCCAACGUGCUCACAAGCACCUAUGGAGGCUCAGUCACUCUCACGACGACGCUGCCUAUCGGACCUUCAGGCGACCCAGCAACUGUCAUUCUUGUGCCUAGUUCUGGAGCGAACAAUGGCGGUCUCCCUAAUAUUUUCACCAGCACCUAUGAUGGCUCAGUUACCCUCACAACUACACUUCCCAUUGGGCCCUCUGGAGAUCCAGCAGAAGUCGUGUUGGUGCCCAGCUCUGGAUCCAACAAUGGCGGUCUACCUAAUGUGCUUACAAGCACUUAUGAUGGAUCAGUCACCCUUACGACCACUCUGCCUAUUGGGCCUUCCGGUGAUCCCGCCACGGUUGUGUUGGUUCCCAGCACUAUUCCUUCUAUCACGGCGGUUCCCGGCCUCCCUAAUGCGCUUACAAGCACAUAUGGAGGCUCGGUUACUCUUACUACCGUCUUGCCCAUUGGACCUUCUGGGGACCCAGCAACUGUUGUUCUCGUGCCCGGCUCUGGUUCAACUGGCGCUGGUCUUCCCAAUGUCUUUACCAGCACCUACGAUGGUUCGGUCACUCUCACAACCACUCUCCCCAUUGGGCCAUCGGGCGAUCCGGCGACUGUCAUCCUGGUCCCGAGCACGAUUCCUUCCAUCACAGCUGCUCCCGGUCUUCCCAACGUACUUACAAGCACAUACGAUGGUUCAGUCACUCUCACGACGGUUCUGCCUCUUGGCCCGUCUGGAGACCUGGCCACCAUCAUCUUAGUGCCGGGUGGUACACCAUCUACUACGCCCGCGCCUGGUCUUCCCAACGUGCUUACGAGCACAUACGGAGGCUCGGCGACUCUUACUACCGUCUUGCCCCUCGGCCCCUCCGGUGACCCGGCUACUGUUGUCUUGGUCCCGAGUGCCACUCCUACCAUCACGCCUGCACCCAGUCUACCCAAUGUGCUCACCAGCACGUAUGGUGGUUCAGUCACUCUCACCACGGUCUUACCUUUGGGACCAUCUGGAGAUCCUGCUACCAUCAUCUUGGUACCCAGCAGCGCCGUUCCUCCACUCAUCGAUAUUUCUAUUGGAAUCAACCUUCCAGGUCUAUUUACCAGCACUUAUGGAGGUCCAUCUACCAUCACUACAGUGCUGCCAGUUGGCCCAUCUGGAGAUCCUGCCACCGUCAUUCUGGUGCCAAGCACUCCUCCGCUCAUCGACCUCUCGAUUGGCAUCAACCUCCCCAACCUUUUCACCAGUACCUAUGGUGGUUCGGUCACCCUCACGACUACCCUUCCCAUUGGGCCGUCUGGUGAUCCGGCUACGGUCAUUCUGGUACCCAGCAGUGUCCCUACUAUCACGGCUGGACCUGGGUCACCCAAUAUCUUGACGAGCACCUACGCUGGCUCUAUUACCUUGACCACUGUCUUGCCGGUUGGUCCCUCUGGUGAUCCCGCCACCAUCAUCCUGGUGCCCGGAGCCACUAUCACGGAUGCCUCAGCACUGCCUAAUGUGCUUACGAGCACUUACGCCGGCUCAGUCACUCUCACAACCGUACUUCCGAUCGGACCCUCUGGCGACCCGACUACAAUCGUCUUGGUUCCUGGCGUCACUCCUACGGACGCCUCAGGAUUGCCCAACAUUCUCACAAGCACAUAUGGCGGUUCUGUCACACUCACCACUGUCCUUCCAGCUGGUCCCUCCGGCGAUCCGGCGACGAUUGUGUUGGUUCCCAGUGCCCCUAUCACCGAUGCCCCAGGACUGCCAACUCUCCUCACGAGCACAUAUGGCGGCUCGGUCACUCUUACCACUGUGCUUCCAGCCGGCCCCUCCGGAGACCCGGCGACAAUCGUCUUGGUUCCGGGAGCCUCCAUAACGGAUGCUCCCGGCCUGCCCAAUGUGCUUACCAGCACCUAUGCCGGCUCAGUCACUGUCACUACGGUGUUGCCCAUCGGACCCUCCGGGGAUCCGGCUACGGUCAUCCUGGUGCCUGGUGCGACGAGCGAUGGCGCUGGUGGUCUGCCCAACAUUCUCACCAGCACCUACGAUGGCUCUGUGACGCUUACGACCACUCUGCCUAUUGGUCCUUCUGGUGAUCCGGCAACUGUUGUUUUGGUGCCAUCUUCGAUCGGCGCCGGUCUGCCCAAUGUUCUCACUAGCACGUACGACGGAUCAGUUACUCUCACGACCACCUUGCCUAUCGGUCCAUCUGGCGAUCCGGCCACGGUUAUCCUCGUACCUGGCGCGAGCAACACGGGUACUGCUGGUCUUCCGAAUAUCUUGACAAGCACUUAUGACGGCUCGGUCACGCUCACCACUACCUUGCCAAUUGGCCCCUCUGGCGAUCCUGCUACUGUGGUCUUGGUGCCCUCGUCUGGCGCUGCUGGCCUCCCAAAUGUGCUUACUUCUACAUACGACGGCUCUGUUACUCUCACCACCACGCUUCCGAUCGGCCCUUCAGGAGAUCCCGCAGAGGUGGUCCUUGUCCCAAGUGUUGUACCGAGUGUCACCGCGCCUGGACUGCCCAACUUGCUUACUUCGACUUACGAUGGUUCCGUCACGUUGACCACUACCUUGCCCAUCGGUCCCUCGGGUGACCCAGCAACGGUGAUCCUGGUCCCAAGCGCCGUCCCAGGCGUGACUGCGACUGGGCUUCCCAAUGUUCUCACUUCUACGUACGAUGGUUCCGUUACCAUCACCACUACUUUGCCCAUUGGUCCGUCUGGCGAUCCCGCAGAGGUGGUCCUUGUGCCGAGUGUGGCCCCGAGCGCAACUGUGCCUGGUCUCCCCAACCUUCUUACGUCCACGUACGAUGGCUCAGUCACAAUCACAACGACGCUGCCGAUUGGGCCCUCUGGCGACCCAACCGCCGUCGUUUUGGUUCCUGGCAUCACGGCUCCAGCACUUCCCAACGUGCUGACAAGCACGUACGAUGGCUCCGUCACCUUGACUACCACUUUGCCCAUUGGCCCUUCGGGAGACCCUGCGACUGUGGUCCUGGUCCCGAGUAUUCCUGGAUCUCCAGCCUUACCAAAUGUCUUGACCAGUACGUAUGACGGAUCUGCCACUAUCACAACUACCCUGCCUGCUGGACCAACACUUGUGCUGGUUCCAAGCGCCACCAAUGUGGCAGGUGGUUUGUUCACGAGCACGUACGACGGCUCAGUUACUCUUACAUCUACGCUUCCUGCUGGCCCAUCUGGUGAACCUGGAGCCACCAUCAUUUUCGUCCCGACGAUUUCUGUCGGUGGUCUUCCCAACCUCUUCACGAGCACGUAUGAUGGAUCAGUCACUCUCACGACUACGCUUCCUGCCGGUCCUUCUGGUGAGCCUGGUGCGACCAUUAUUCUGGUCCCAACCGUUUCUGUUGGCGGACUUCCCAGCCUCUUCACCAGCACAUACGAUGGCUCGGUUACCUUGACCACCACUCUUCCCGCUGGUCCAUCUGGAGAGCCCGGACCUACCGUGGUCCUGGUCCCUGGCUUAACAUCUGCUUUGCCGACGUCUGCCCUGCCGAACUUAUUCACCAGCACGUACGAUGGCUCCAUUACCCUCACCACUACCUUGCCAGCCGGUCCCUCAGGCGAGCCUGGCCCAACGGUUGUUCUCGUCCCCGGAGCCACAUCGGCGCUGCCCAAUCUCUUUACCAGCACGUACGAUGGAUCCAUCACGCUCACCACCACACUCCCUGCUGGCCCAUCGGGGGAGCCUGGCCCUACUGUUGUUCUGGUUCCAGGUCUCACAUCUGCCUUGCCGACAUCUGCUCUGCCAAACUUCUUCACAAGCACCUACGACGGGUCUGUGACUCUCACCACGACGCUCCCCGCUGGCCCGUCUGGCGAUCCUGGCGCGACCGUGGUGUUGGUCCCUGGUCUCACGAGUGCUUUGCCAAACCUCUUCACGAGCACGUACGAUGGAUCCAUUACGCUCACAACUACCCUCCCCGCUGGUCCAUCUGGCGAGCCUGGCCCUACCGUCGUUUUGGUUCCUGGAUUGACUUCGGCAUUGCCCAACCUCUUUACUAGCACGUAUGACGGAUCCAUCACUCUCACUACCACGCUUCCGGCUGGCCCCUCGGGAGAACCUGGUCCGACCGUCGUCUUGGUUCCUGGCGCUACUUCUGCGCUGGGAAGCUUCUUGACCAGCACAUACGGCGGUUCAGUCACCCUCACAACCACUUUGCCAGCUGGACCUUCAGGCGAGCCUGGUCCGACUGUUGUUCUGGUGCCAAGUCUCACUGGUGCCAUCCCCACGCCUACUGCAGACUUGAACAUCCUGACCAGCACCUAUGCUGGAUCGGUUACUCUCACCACAACCUUUCCGGUUGGUCCUUCGGGAGAGCCUGGUGCUACCGUUAUUUUGGUCCCAAGCAUCACCGAUGCUUUGACUACUCCCACCGCGGCUCUGCCCAACGUGUUGACCAGCACCUACGAUGGCUCAGUCACUUUGACUACCACUCUCCCCGCUGGACCCUCGGGCGAGCCUGGAGAUGUUGUCGUCCUGGUCCCAAGCUCUGCUCUCGGAGCCUCUCCUGGCCAGUUCAUCACGCUCACCAGUGGCUACUCCGGCAUUGUACCCUCAACGUCGACCAUUCUGCCCACGGGCACGGAGACAAUUGGCGCGGUUGUCAUUCUGGUACCCACGAGCAGUGCGGGUAUCAGCUUCACCACCAUUACGAGCUCGUACUCGGGUGCUAUCCCAUCCGCGACGACCAUUUUCCCGACCGGAUCGGAUACCGAGGGAACUAUUAUCAUUCUCAAUCCUAUCACGAUCGACACCCCGGGCAUCACCAUUACGAGGCCGUACACCGGAACCGAGACCCUGACCUCUACGAUUCCACCCGCCGUUUCUGGAGACCCUGCGACCGUCAUCAUUCUGGAUCCCGCUCUGCUUCUCACGACUUCCAACGCUGGCACUUUCACGACCAUUACAAGCGGAUAUGAUGGUUCCGUCAUUGCCACGUCCACCGUCCCAGCGGUCGGCACCGAUGGACCCGGAACAGUCGUCAUUCUGGAGCCAACGGGCACCGCUGCGCCCAGCGUCACCGUUUCCUACACGACCAUCAUCAGCACAUACGCAGGAUCGUUGCUGGCGACCUCGACUCUAGCUCCCGCGGGCACCGAUGCUGUUGGCACCGUCAUCCUGCUGGUUCCCAGCUCGAGUGUUCAGAUCCCUGGUGUUUCUUCUUACACCACGGUCACCAGCACGUACACUGGAUUGUUGCCAUCAUUCUCUACGCAGGCUCCCUCGGGAACUGACACUGUUGGCACCAUCAUCUUCUUCGAGCCCGAGGCCACUGCAACAUCUGAUGUGCCCUUCACUACAAUCUUCAGUGGAUACGACGGGUCCAUUAUCCAGACCUCUACCAUUGCACCCGGCGCCCCUGGUGAGACUGGCACUGUUGUCAUUCUUCAGCCCAGCUCGGUCCUCACUGCGUUGCCAACAUCGUCUGCCAACUCUGAUGUCGUCAGCUACACCACAAUCUUCAGCACGUAUACUGGCGACAUUCCUCUCACGACGACCCUUGCUCCGGCUAGCGGCGACCCUGCCAACAUUGGCACAGUCAUCGUCCAGUUGCCCAAUGUCCUGGCCACGUCGAGCCCGACCAUCAGCGUCAGCAUUACAUACACGACGAUCGUCAGCUUCUUCUCGGGAUCUGCUCCGAUCACCACCACGAUCGAUCCCGCGGUUGGAGGCAGCAUUGGUACUGUUGUUGUGCAGGUUCCUCUUACUACCUCGGAUCUCUUGGCUUCGCCUGGCAUCUUCUACACCACUAUCAUCCCCGAAACUGGAGUGAUCCCCACGGCCACGAGUGCUCUGGGAGCGUUGUUCACCACGGUGUUCAGUACCUACCCUGGCUCAGUCACUUUGACAACUACUAUUCCCGCCGCGGACCCCACGGGCUUGGGAACAGUUGUCAUUCAAGUUCCUGACAUCUUGGAUACUUCGAGCCUCCCCACUGGCAGUCUUACCGCUUCCCCGGGUGGCUUCUUCACUACCCUCUUCAGCACCUAUGGCGGCUCGGUCACCUUGACCACCACCAUUCCCCCUGCGGCGACGGAUCCCUCCGGACUUGCCACGGUCAUUAUUCAGGUUCCCAGCAACGUGCUCAACACGGACAGCAUCUCUUAUACCACGGUCACCAGUGCCUACACCGGCCUCAUUCCUCAGACCACUACCGUGGCCCCUGGCGCUCCUGGCGACCUUCGAACCGUCAUCGUUCAGGUUCCCACCAGCUCAGUCAGUGUGGAUGCCAUCUCGUACGUGACUGUCACCAGUGGUGGCUUCACCGGCCUGGGCCCAUUGACAACAACCAUUCCUCCGGCCAACCCCGGAGACCCCGGAACAGUCGUCAUCCAGGUCCCAAGUGCCACGAGCGCCCUUGGAGCUGUGUACACGACCAUCACCAGCGGCUACCCUGGAUCUGUCCUCGCAACCGAGACGGGCGUUCUCACCGGAGUGGAUGGCCUCGUCACUGUGGUCGUUCUAUCGCCGACUGGAACUGCCGCCUCAUUGCCAACCAUCACGGGAAGCAUUGGCGUGUUCGUUACAGUCAGCAUUGGAUAUGAUGGAUCUGUCAUUGCCACAUCGACCGGCUCAGUCACUGGUGUCGAUGGUCUUAUUACUGUUGUCGUCCAGACUCCCACCAUCGCCAUCACUUCGCCCACGGCCACCAUUUCGGGUCUCUCCUAUACCACGGUUACCAGCGGCUACGCUGGAUCUCUCCUCCAGACCCUCAUUGGAACGCAGACGGGAGCUGAUGGACUGGCCACAGUGGUCAUUCAGACGCCCACGAUUGCCAUUACCUCGCCGACUGCCACUAUUCCUGGCCUUUCGUACACCACCGUGACAAGUGGCUACGACGGCUCGCUUCUCCAGACUCUCAUUGGAACGCAGACUGGUGCAGACGGCUUGGCGACGGUCAUCAUCCAGACUCCAACUUUGGGACUCACUUCCCCGACUGCAACGAUUUCCGGUCUUUCCUACACCACCGUCACAAGUGGCUACGCUGGAUCUCUUCUCCAGACCCUCAUCGGUACCGCUACUGGUGCUGAUGGCCUCGCCACGGUCGUGAUCCAGGUGCCAACAGCCUCCAUCACCUCUAGCCCGACUGUCUCGGCUCCGGUCUCAUACACCACAGUCACCAGCGGCUAUGGAGGCUCAUUCAUCCAGACUCUCAUCGGCUCUCUUCCCGGUAUUGACGGCUACAUCACCGUGGUCGUCAACAUCCCCACUGGCACGGCAUCUCUGCCCACAACCACUUUGCCCGGUGUUUCGUACACCACUGUUACGAGUGGAUAUGAUGGAUCGCUUCUUCAGACCCUCAUCGGCUCUGUCACUGGCGCAGAUGGACUUGCGACCGUUGUGGUCCAGGUUCCCACUGCCACGGCCACAGCCACGACAACGCCCGCCAUCUCGGUCACUCAGUCCAUCAUCUCGUACAUCACCGUCACGACUGGCUACUCUGGCGCCUCAACUCUCUUCCAGACGCUCGCUCCCGCUGCCUCUGGUCUGCCAGGCACCGUCUUCAUCCAAGUCCCGACCGCCGUGCCUUCAAGCACGCCUUCUCUCACCAUCUCGGACGGCACUACGUACACAACCAUUACUUCUUUCAUCACGGCUUCUGUCACCCAGAUCUCGACUCUUGUUCCGUCAAGGCCUGGCGAUGUGGUCACUGUUCUUCUUGGUCUCCCCCGUCGCUUGGUGCUCGUCACGACGACGAUCCCUGGUCUAAGUGUUACUGCUACCUCAACUCUGCCAAUGGGCUCCGAUGGUGCCCAGACGAUCAUGAUCCAGGUUCCUGGCGUGGCCACGGCCACGGCCACGGCGUCACCAACGAUUGGUGGCAUCACAACCGUCUUCAAUACUUACAGCGGCUCCGUUACUCUCAUCCAGACAGAAACUCCCGCUCAGCCUGGAGAUCCAACCACGGUUCUUGUCAAUAUCCCCGGCGUCUUUGCCGAGGUUACUUCAACUCGCUUUGGCGCACCAUCUGCCGGCACCACCACCAUUGCUCCCGCCGGCACCGGCCUCCCAGCGACAGUCAUCAUUGACCUUCCUGCCAUCUUCCAAACCGUCACCAGCGGCUACUCUGGUCUCGUUCCGGCAACGACGACUAUUUUGCCAACGGAUCCCACCGGAGUUGGUCUGGUCAUCAUCCAGACCCCGACUGUCUCCUCUGGCUUGCCCUCCAAUACUCCUUCCACGGUCUUCACAACCGCGCCUGGAACUGGCUCACUCUUGGCCACUGCCACGAUCACCGGGCCUGAUGGCGUGGUUUCCGUCAUUGUACAGACCCCAACGGCUUUUGGACAGAUCCUCUCUACGGUCUUCACCACUCAGCCGGGCACUGGACUCUUGCCUGCCACCACUACCGUCACCGGCCCAGAUGGAAUCGUCUCUGUCAUUCUUCAGACUCCUACUCUUCCCUCGGGAGCUGUUCCGACUACGGUCUUCACCACGCUGCCCGGAACUGCUGCUCUACCAGCAACGACCACCGUCACGGGAGCGGAUGGAGUCGUUUCCGUCAUCUUCUUGGAGCCUACAACCUCGGGCCAGAGCCUCGUGGUUCCGACUACGGUCUUCACCACCAUUGUGGGAACUGGUGCUCUCCCGACCACUACUACGGCCAGCGGCCUUGGUGGAAUCGUCUCUGUCAUCGUGGAGCUUCCGAGCACUACUUUGCUCCCAGGAGUCACUCCCUCGACCAUCUUCACCACGGUUCCAGGCACUGGAGCGCUCCCGGCCACAGCUACGGUCACCGGACUGGAUGGCAUCGUCUCGGUCAUCAUCUCCGAGCCCACGUCAAUUCUAUCUGGCAUCUUCACCACCAUCACCACGGGAGGACCGGUUGCUGCGACCAGCACCAUUCUGCCCAACAUCAUUGGUGGCGUUGGCACGGUUGUCGUCCAGACACCGACCCUCACCGUCAGCCCCGGAGCCUUCUUCACGACUCUCACUUCUGGUGGUCCAGUCGCUUCCACUUUCACGAUUCCAGCUGUUGAUCCCACUGGCCUCGGAACGGUCGUCAUCCAGACACCCACUGUCAGCCCGGGAGCCUUAUUCACCACCAUCACCUCUGGUGGCCCAGGUGCGUCGACCUUUACCAUCCCAGCCGCCGACCCUACCGGCCUCGGAACCGUGGUCAUCCAGACUCCGACUGCCCUCCUCGCGUCUUACACGACCCUCACCAUCACCGGCUCUGUUGCGACGACCUUCUCAAUCCCCCCUGUGGGCUCUGGCAUCGGAAGCGUCAUUGUGCAGGUUCCGGAGAUCACUGGCACGUCCGCCUCGCUGCCAUCCAUUACAUCUGCUCCGACCUCAAUUCUCAGCCGUGACCUCACCACCAUCUUCUCCCCUUACACCGGAACGACAAGAAUCACCACCACAAUUCUGGUCAGCAUCAGCGGCGAUCCUACCCUGCCCAACACGGUCAUUGUCUACGUUCCCCUCACGGAGACGAGCAGCUCCGUUGCGACACCGACGGUCACUGGCGGUAUCUCGUACAUCACUCUCAUCACGGGUGUUCCUGGAACCUUUAUUGGCACCCAGACAACUACCCUUCCCGCCGGCAAUGAUGGAUCUGCCACCGUUCUCAUCCAGACUGCCCUUCCUCUGGCCACGUCCAGCCCCAGCCUCACUGUCUCGUACACGACAAUUGUCACGGGCAUCAUUGGCACCUUUGCCGGUCUUCAGACAUCGACUCUUCCAGCAGGACCCGAUGGACUGGCAACUGUCCUCGUCCAGAGCGCCGUCCCGUCUGCCGGUGUUUCUUUCACUACAGUCUUGACGGGAAUUCCGGGCACAUUCCUCGGAACCCAGGCGACGACCUUGCCUGUUGGUACCAACGGCAUCGCAACCGUUCUUCUCCAGACUGCCCUGCCCACCGCAAGCCCGGUCUCGUACACCACCAUCUUCUCUGGCGUGCCCGGCACGUUCGUCGGACCUCAGACCACGACCUUGCCCGCGGGCCCCGACGGUCUCGCUACUGUUGUCGUGCAAAGCGCUCUCCCUACCUCGGGUGUUUCCUACACGACUCGCUUCACAGGCGUUCCCGGCACUUUCAUCGGAGCUCAGACAACCACGCUUCCUGCCGGUCCCGAUGGACUCGUUACCGUACUUGUCCAGAGCGCGAUCCCAACAGCAAGCGCCUCGUACACGACAUUGCUUACUGGCAUCCCUGGAACCUUCUUGGGCUCGCAGACCAGCACUCUUCCAGUUGGACCUGACGGCGUUGCUACUGUGAUCAUCCAAACUGCGCUGCCUACUGGUGUGCCGACGUCCUACACGACUCUGUUCUCUGGCAUUCCCGGCACAUUCAUCGCGCCCAUCACAACCACGUUGCCCGCUGGGCUUGACGGCAUCGCGACCGUGCUCAUUCAAACGGCGCUUCCAACUGCGACUGCAAGCCCUACGUCCUACACGACCGUCCUCACUGGUGUACCGGGUACAUUCAUCGGCGCUCAGACGAGCACCUUGCCUGUUGGAUCUAACGGCAUCGCCACGGUGGUCAUUCAGACCGCCCUGCCCACUGGAAACCCAACGUCGUACACGACCUUGUUCUCUGGUGUUCCUGGCACUUUCACCGCGCCUUUGACAACAACUCUGCCAGCCGGAACCGACGGCAUUGCAACUGUGGUCAUUCAAACCGCACUCCCGACAGCCAGCCCGCUCUCGUACACCACCGUCUUCAGCGGCGUUCCUGGCACUUUCUUGGGCGCCCAGACGACUACCCUUCCUGCUGGCCCUGGUGGUCUGGCAACCGUUCUUAUCCAGACAGCCCUGCCAACAUCAAGCCCUCUAUCGUACACCACGGUGCUCACGGGCGUUCCAGGAACUUUCCUUGGUGCGCAGACCUCCACCUUGCCCGCCGGUACCAACGGAAUCGCGACUGUGGUCAUCCAGACUGCCCUCCCAACAGCCAGCCCAGUGUCCUACACAACUGUAUUCACAGGUCUUCCAGGAACUUUCUUGGGCCUACAGACAUCAACACUUCCUGCUGGCCCCGAUGGCCUCGCCACCGUUGUCAUUCAGUCAGCUCUGCCAACGGGAAGCCCAACUUCGUACACAACAUUGCUCACUGGCAUCCCGGGCACUUUCUUGGGCUCACAAACGACAACGCUGCCUGCCGGUCUCGAUGGACUGGCAACUGUCAUUGUUCAGACUGCUCUGCCAACAGCAAGCCCCGUCUCAUACACCACCUUGCUCUCCGGGGUGCCAGGAACUUUCUUGGGCGCGCAGACUACCACGCUCCCGGCUGGUUCUGAUGGUCUUGCCACGGUCAUCAUUCAGACCGCUAUUCCCACAGUCCAAGCUGCUUCAUAUGUCACCAUCGUCACGGGCAUCCCGGGUACUUUUGCGGGCACCUUGGCCUCGACACUUCCCGCGGGAACCAACGGAGUUGGCACCGUUAUUCUCCAGACCGCCGUUCCCACGCCGACUUCGAGCGACGCUGGUGUCACCUACACCACAAUCCUGACUGGAGUCCCUGGCAUCUUCACAGGUACCCAGACGACUACGCUCCCCAUUGUCACCGGAACUGUUGGCACCGUUCUCUUGGAGACCGCUCUCGCAACUCCGAACCCAGUUCUCUCCUACGUGACAUUGUUGACUGGAAUUCCGGGAACUUUCAUCGGUACGCAGGCGACCACGCUGCCAAUUAUUUCUGGCAGCGUCGGAACGGUUCUCUUGCAGACCGCUCUUCCUUCUGCCACCUCGUCGCCUACAAGCAGCGUCAGCAUCACGUACAUCACCAUUGUCACUGGUAUCUUGGGAACCUUCACUGGCACUCAGACAAGCACCCUGCCCAUUCCGUCCAUCGGAGUCGGUAUCGGCAUCGGUAUCACGGCUACCGUCGUCUUGCAGACCGCCAUUCCCACAUCGGCUGUGCAAUCGUACACGACCAUCGUCUCCGGCGUUCCCGGCAGCUUCACCGGCACCCAGACCACUACCCUCCCCGGUGUUGGUCCGGACGGCCUGGCUACCGUGGUCCUCCAGACUGCCCUUCCCGCCAUCACCUCAUACACGACCAUCUUCAGUGGUGUCUUUGGCACUUUCACUGGAACCCAGACAACUACCCUUCCUGGGGUCGGCACCAACGGUCUUGGAACUGUUGUCUUGCAAACGGCCGUCCCCUCAACAACUGCGGCUUCCUACACCACAAUCAUCACGGGCGUCCCAGGCACUUUCAUCGGCACGCAGACUUCCACCCUCCCUGGCACCGGCGCCAACGGCCUUGGAACAGUUGUUCUCCAGACUGCUCUCCCUGCCGCUACCUCGUACACUACGAUCUUCAGUGGAAUCGUCGGCACCUUUACCGGAACCCAGACUACCACUCUGCCUGGCACUGGAAUCGACGGCCUCGGAACUGUUGUUCUGCAGACCCCGAUUCCCACCACAAGUCUGUCAUACACGACUUUGGUCACCGGCAUCGCUGGAAGCUUCUUUGGCACCCAGACGACUACCCUACCCGUCGUCGGCACCGGAAAUGUGGCCACUGUUCUCCUCCAGACUGCACUUCCGAGCGUCUCGUACACUACCGUCCUCACGGGUAUCCCUGGAACGUUCAUCGGAACCCAGACCAGCACUUUGCCUGUUGUCGGUUCCAACGGCUUGGCAACUGUCGUCCUACAGACUGCACUGCCCGCCAUCUCCUACACCACGCUUCUCACAGGCAUCCCGGGCAACUUUGCUGGAUCCCAGACAACCACUCUUCCCAUCGUUGGCACGGGGAACGUGGCGACCAUUCUCAUCCAGACUGCUCUCCCAUCGGUCAGCAGCACGUCUUCAAGCUCUUCGGUCAUCGUGAUCAACACUUCCUACGUCACCAUUGUCACUGGCAUCUUUGGUACGUUUGCAGGAACCCAGACAACUACUUUGCCUGCCGCCGCCACAGCCCCCGGACUCGUCACUGUCGUCCUCCAGACAGCAAUACCGAGCCCCGGCACGACUUCGUACACCACGAUCCUCACUGGCGUCACCGGAACCAGCUUCCCUGGUACAAGGGCGACCACUCUGCCUGUCAUUGGUACCCUUGGAACUGUCCUUUUGGAGACGGCUAUUCCGGACGUCCCGACAACUUCCUACACGACUAUUCUCACUGGCAUCGCUGGCGAGACAUUUGUCGGCACCCGCGCCACAACUCUUCCAGUUACGGGAAGCAUUGGAACCGUUUUGUUGGAGACGGCCAUUCCAGCUGCCACCUCGUACAUUACGAUUCCCACGGGAGUCGCUGGCGCCACAUUCACCGGCAUCCAGCUAUCUACUCUUCCAGUCACGGGAACUAUCGGAACUGUACUUCAACAAACAGCUCUGCCGGCGGCUACUUCAUACAUCACGAUUCCCACCGGAGUUAUUGGGGCUACAUUCACUGGCAUCCAGCUUUCCACUUUGCCCGUCACCGGCACUAUCGGUACGGUCCUUCAACAGACUGCUCUUCCGGCUGCCACCUCAUACAUCACGAUCCCAACUGGAGUCAUCGGUGGCACCUUCACCGGCAUUCAACUCACGACACUGCCGGUUACUGGAACCAUCGGCACCGUGCUCCAGCAGACAGCCCUUCCGGCAGCAACUUCGUACAUCACGAUUCCUACUAGCAUCGCGGGAGCUACCUUCACGGGUAUCCAGCUUUCGACUUUGCCCGUUACCGGCACGAUUGGAACUGUGUUGCAACAGACGGCUCUGCCCGCUGCCACUUCGUACAUCACGGUACCGACCGGAAUCCUGGGAGCCACGUUCCUUGGAACGCAACUUUCUACGCUUCCUGUUACUGGCACGAUUGGAACUGUUCUUCAACAAACCGCCAUUCCUCUCGCGACUUCCUACAUCACAAUCCCAACUGGAGUUCUGGGAGCCACGUUCCUUGGAACUCAGCUCUCUACUCUUCCGGUCACUGGGACCGUUGGCACCGUCCUUCAACAGACGGCCAUUCCCAAUCCCGUCACAUCUUAUGUUACGAUUCCCACCGGAGUUCUGGGAGCCACGUUCCUCGGCACCCAGCUCUCUACUCUCCCCGUCACAGGCACGAUCGGAACCGUUCUUCAGCAGACCGCCAUUCCUGCCUUGUCCACUGGAUACACCACCAUCCUGUCCGGCAUCGUCGGCACCUUUACAGGAACCCAGACUACGACCCUUCCAGUCACUGGAACCCUUGGCACUGUUAUUCUGCAGACGGCCGUACCGCCAGCCACGUCUUACACCACCAUCGUCACUGGCGUCUUCGGAACCUUCCUUGGAACGUCGGCGACCACGCUGCCCGCCACCGGAACUAUCGGUACGGUACUCCUCCAAACCGCAAUCCCGAUCUCGUACACGACUCUCCUCACCGGAGUCGCUGGCAACUUCCUCGGCACCCAGACGUCGACGAUCCCGGCCGUCAGCGGUCUCGGAACCGUCCUGCUUCAGACCGCUCUGCCCACUGGAUACCUCACCGUCACCAGCGGAAUCACCGGCAGCUUCACCGGCACUCAGACAACCACCUUGCCAGCUGUUGGAGGAGGCCUUGGAACCGUCGUGCUUCAGACCGCCAUUCCCAGCUCCGUCAUUGUCUCUUACACGACUAUUAUCACUGGCGUCAUUGGCACUUUCACUGGCACCUCGGUAACCACCCUCCCGGCCACCGGAAGCGUUGGCACCGUGUUGUUGGAGACGGCCAUCCGGCCCAUUUCCUACGUCACCGUCACCAGUGGCAUCGUGGGCAGCUUCACAGGCACUCAAACCGUCACUCUCCCCACCACUGGAGCCGGACAGAGUAUCGCUACUGUUGUCCUUCAGACUGCUAUUCCGGCCAUCUCGUACAUUACCGUCACGAGCGGAGUAGUCGGCAGCUUUACCGGUACUCAGACCGUCACGCUUCCCACGACGGGAGCCGGCCAGAGCAUCGGCACCGUCGUUCUCGAGACCGCUAUUCCGGCCAUCUCGUACAUCACCAUCCCUACUGGGGUUACUGGCACGUUCACAGGCACCUCUACAGUCACUUUGCCUACCACUGGUCCAGGCCAGACUGUUGGCACCGUCUAUUUGGAGACUGCUCUCCCAGUCAUUUCUUACGUGACGAUUCCCACUGGAGCGACCGGAACCUUCACAGGAACCCGUCUCAGCACCCUUCCAGUCACUGGCACCGUCGGUACCGUGCUCGCUCAGACGGCCCUCCCGGUCAUCUCGUACAUUACGAUUCCUACUGGAGUUACAGGAACAUUCACCGGCACCCAGACAACCACGCUGCCGAUCACGGGUUCCAUUGCGACGGUACUUCUGGAGACCGCAUUGCCCGUUAUUUCGUACAUCACGAUUCCAACCGGCGUGACCGGAACCUUUGCGGGCACUCAGCUUUCCACCUUGCCCGUUACCGGUACGAUCGGAACUGUCCUUGCCCAGACUGCCCUCCCCUCCAUCUCGUAUCUCACGAUUCCUACUGGCGUUACUGGAACCUUCGCGGGUACCCAACUGUCAACUUUGCCAGUCUCUGGAACCAUCGGAACCGUCUUGGCGCAGACCGCUCUCCCAGUCAUCUCCUACAUCACCGUCCCAACGGGAGUCACUGGCAGUUUCACGGGCACGCAAUUCUCAACCUUGCCCGCCGUUGGCAGUGUGGCCACUGUCUUGGCACAAACCGCUCUCCCAGUCAUCUCGUACACGACCGUUCCGACUGGCGUUACUGGCACGUUCACAGGCACCCGUUUGUCGACAUUGCCGGCCGUCGGAAGCGUGGCCACGGUACUGGCCCAGACAGCUCUUCCAGUUGUCUCGUACGUGACUGUUCCAACAGGAGUCACAGGCACCUUUACUGGCACGCAGUUCUCAACCCUCCCGGCUGUUGGCAGCGUUGCCACUGUUCUUGCUCAGACAGCCUUGCCUGUGGUAUCGUAUGUCACGGUGCCUACAGGCGUCACUGGCACCUUCACCGGAACCCAGUUCUCGACCCUCCCCGCUGUCGGCAGUGUGGCCACAGUAUUGGCUCAAACAGCCUUGCCCGUCGUUUCCUACGUUACUGUUCCUACUGGCGUCACUGGUACCUUUACUGGAACGCAGUUGUCUACUUUGCCCGCCGUCGGAAGCGUCGCGACCGUUCUCGCUCAAACGGCCUUGCCUGUGGUUUCGUACGUUACCGUACCCACGGGAGUCACCGGCACCUUCACGGGAACGCAGCUAUCAACGCUUCCCGCCGUCGGAAGCGUGGCCACGGUGCUUGCCCAAACAGCCUUGCCACAGAUCUUCUAUACCACGGUCGCCUCGGGAGUCGCAGGCACCUUUGCCGGUACGCAGCUGGUCACUCUCUCCGGAACCGGAGCCACCCGAACUGUCGUGGCAGAGACCGCCAUUCCGUAUACGACGGUCCUCACUGGAGUUUCUGGCACCUUUACCGGAACUUCCCUAUCUACGAUCGGAAACACGGUUCUCGCUCAGACAGCCCUGCCUCAGAUCUUCUACACGACCAUCCCGUCAGGCGUGCCGGGCACCUUUGCCGGAACGUCUUUGGUCACUCUCUCGGGCUCUGGAGCUACUCAGACAGUCGUUGCCCAGACAGCCAUUCCCUACACCACGGUCGUCACGGGGGUUACUGGAACCUUUACCGGAACCUCUCUGUCUACUAUCGGUAACACAGUCAUCGCCCAGACGGCUCUGCCGCAGGUCUUCUACAACACGGUACCCACUGGUGUUCCGGGCACGUUUGCCGGAACCUCUCUUACUACCCUCGCGGGCUCCGGAGCAACGAGGACGGUCCUCGCUCAGACUGCCGUGCCGUAUACCACAAUCCUCACGGGAGUCUCGGGCACCUUUACCGGAACUGCAGUCACGACCAUCGGUAACACCGUCCUUCAACAGACGGCCAUUCCUCCAGUCUCUUACACAACGGUGGUCACCGGUGUGAUCGGCACCUUUACUGGCACUCAAGUCACCACCAUUGGCAACACGGUCGUCCAGCAGACCGCCCUCCCCUCAAGCACAUCGUACACCACAAUCCUCACGGGAGUCACUGGUGCCUUCACAGGCACGCGGACUACGACUGUUGGAAACACAGUCCUGCAGCAGACGGCACUCGCAUCGGCAAGCCGUGUCGUCACCAGCUCAUACGCACCAUCCGGCUGUGUCCCGACGCCUACGGGUGUCGCAGCCCCGACUUGUCUACCAUCAACUGGAUCUGCAAUCACUUUGCCUCCUGCUUGCGCCAGUCUCACGGGUGUCAUCUUGCAAUCAUACUCUCAGUCGACGCUCGAUCUUUGUACUGCAGCUUUGGGCGCGACCGCCAACAUUGGAACCGUCAGCAACUGUCUCAACUUGCAACAAAUUGCUCUGUUAGGAAACGUCCUGGGAUACAACCACGUCAGAUGUAUCCAGACUGCUCUGGCGGGUACCUGUCUCACGAGGCUUCCAUCAAUCUGCGCCAACCUGGCGGCAUCCAGCCAGACGCUCGUCAAUGUCAAGACCAACGCCGCUCUAUGCUUCGCCAACCUUGGAGUCUUUGGUUCCAUCACGACAGCAGGCAACUGUAUCAUAUCCAGCGUCACCAACCAAGGAGGCGCGGCCGUUCUCAACUGUUUCGAACGAGCUCUCGGACUACCAGUCGGUCAAACAGUCGCCGGAUUGGCGAGCACAGUAUUGUGUCCUUCCGGCACAGCCUGCGCCCGCGCUCCGGCAGCCUGCGGUGCCCUGCUGGAUGUCACACUCUCCACGUCGGAAAUCAAUGCCAACCUCAAUCUCUGCCAGGCUGGCCUCGUCGUCAGCGCCUUGGGAAACACGGUAUCAAAUUUGGCUUCCGGUUUGGGCUGUACCCUCGGCAGCGUUACCGGCCUGGUGGGCAGUCUCCUCGGAGCCCAGACACAGUCGUACGCUCAAUGUAUCCAGAACUCGCUGGCUUCGCAGUGUAUCACGUCGCUACCGCAGAGCUGUGUCAACCUGGGCGUCGACGCGACUGGUGGCGUGUCAGUGACAGUCAGCGCACCAAACCUCAUCUCUUGCGUGACUUCGCUCGGCCUCUUAUCCAACGGCAUCGCCUCGGAUUGUUUGAACCUGUCCUUGACGGGCCCGAACAUUGUGGCUUGCCUGAACUUGCGCCUCUUUGGCGUCGCCACGGUGAACGUGGCCGCCAAAUAG
Molecule: messenger RNA, 27564 nt
Organism: Colletotrichum lupini
Lineage: Eukaryota; Fungi; Ascomycota; Sordariomycetes; Glomerellales; Glomerellaceae
Product: UbiD family decarboxylase
Exons: 3
Coding region: 1-27564 (9187 amino acids)
Biological process (GO): cell adhesion
Source: RefSeq, a predicted model, not a curated record